AUGGUAUCACCAAUUAGGGCUGUGCCUAAUGCCGCCAAGCGGGCAACCAGCCUCCUCCGUACAAUUCAAUAUACGCAUCCUCCUUCAUGCCCAUGUCACUCAAAUCCCGGAUAUCAUCAGCAAAACCCAUCAUCAAACCUCCUUUCUCAUGUGCAGUCACAAGGGCGUCGCUUCGCCUCACCGGCCGCGGCAGAGCAAAAGGAGUAUGCCUUUGAGAUGGCUGCUUCAUCAAUUCGCUUUGGCCCCGGCGUCACCAAGGAGGUGGGCAUGGAUUUCAAGAAUCUGGGUGCAAAGAAGGUCGCCGUGGUCACAGACCCUACCGUGGAUAAGCUGGACGCCAUGAAGCAGGUCCGAGAAGGCCUCACAAGAGAAGGAAUCGAAUUCGAGGUGUUCAAAAAUGUCCGAAUUGAACCCAAGGAUAGCUCCAUCAAGGAGGCCAUCGCAUGGACUCGGCCGUACCAACCUGAUGCCUUUUUGGCAGUUGGUGGCGGCUCCGUCAUGGACACAGCCAAACUUAUGAAUCUUUACAACGCAUAUCCGGAGGCAGAUUUCCUCGACUUCGUGAACGCUCCCUUGGGAAAGGGGCGCCCAAUUGAUAGGAAAUUACUGCCGCUCAUUGCAGUCCCGACCACGGCAGGAACAGGCAGUGAGACAACCGGCACAGCAAUCUUUGAUUUAGUAUCGAAGAAAGCAAAGACAGGUGUUGCGCAUAGAAAUUUGAAACCGACUCUUGGUAUUUGUGAUCCUCUCAAUACCAGAACCAUGCCCUCGGCUGUCAAGGCAGCCUCUGGUCUUGAUGUCUUGUGUCACUCUUUAGAAUCCUGGACGGCGAUUCCCUACUACGAGCGGACACCCAGACCGACAAACCCUCUCAACCGUCCCGCUUACCAAGGUGCAAACCCCAUCUCAGACGUGUUCUCGUUUCAUGCCCUCAAGGCUACUAUCAAAUAUCUCCCACGCGCUGUCCGUGACCCCGAUGAUUUCGAAGCCCAGAGCGAGAUGCUUCUUGCCGCAACUCUUGCCGGUGUCGGCUUUGGAAAUGCGGGAGUUCACCUAUGCCACGGCAUGUCUUACCCCAUUUCUGGACAGAACCCAGGAUACAGGCAUGCAGGAUACGAUGUUCCCAGCCCGCUGAUCCCCCAUGGUGUCUCUGUCGCGGUAUCGGCCCCGGCUGUGUUCCGAUUCACGGCUGCUUCCAACCCUGACCGCCAUCUGGCUGCUGCCGAGGCUUUUGGAGUGGAUAUUUCAAACGUCAAGCGUGAGAGCGCCGGUGAGGUCUUGGCAGAAGCCAUCACCAAGUUCCUCGCUGAACUCGGCGACCAGCCCAGUGGACUGUCAGAUCUCGGUUUUGGAUCGGGCGACAUCGAAUCUCUCGUAGAGGGAACGAUCCCCCAAGCGCGAGUUUUGAUGCUGGCACCUGGAUUGUCCAAGGAGUUGGAAGCCGAGAAAGACCAGCUCAGGAAAUUAUUUGAGAGUGCGCUGAAGCAUUAG
Clonostachys rhizophaga is the source of this 1491-nucleotide messenger RNA. NCBI's taxonomy places the organism in Eukaryota, Fungi, Ascomycota, Sordariomycetes, Hypocreales, Bionectriaceae. The record is from the annotation of a GenBank genome assembly.